Diversispora eburnea is the source of this 486-nucleotide messenger RNA. The record is from the annotation of a GenBank genome assembly. NCBI's taxonomy places the organism in Eukaryota, Fungi, Glomeromycota, Glomeromycetes, Diversisporales, Diversisporaceae.
AUGCGUAUCUGUGAGUUACAACCUGAACAAUAUCAAGUUAACCUUUGUGUGAAAGUUAUUGCGAAAAUCAUGAUUAGUGAAGUGGAUGAUUAUACGACCUGGACUAAAAUUAAAGUUGCUGAAUUUCUUGUUGGUGAUUCUUCGGGAUAUCAAAUACCACUUUUUCAACCUGAAACAAAUGUCAUUCUUCAUAAUGCCAGAGUUGAAAUGUAUCGAGGAUUUAUGCGCAUUGUAAUAGAUCAAAACACUAAUGCAAAAAUAAUUAAUGAUGAAAGUGAAAUUAUUGAUUAUCUUAAUAAUCAUAAUAAUCUUAACAAUAAUAAUAUUAGUAAUAAUAUUAGCAUUAAUACUAGUAAUAAUAUUAGUAACAUUAAUAAUCAUCAAAAUAAUAUUAAUAUCAUCAAUGAAAUGCAUCCAAAUCUGGAUAAAAAUAUUUCUUUGACCGAAUAUCAAUAUGUUCCAAACGUAGUUUUGAAUGAGGAGUAA